This is a messenger RNA of Gasterosteus aculeatus aculeatus (three-spined stickleback), 2324 nucleotides long. Its product is annotated as zinc finger protein 703-like. Lineage: Eukaryota; Metazoa; Chordata; Actinopteri; Perciformes; Gasterosteidae. Gene Ontology annotation, cellular component: nucleus. Gene Ontology annotation, biological process: negative regulation of DNA-templated transcription. The record is from RefSeq and is a predicted model, not a curated record.
CCUCCCCUCCCCUCGCCCCGCCCCUCGCCCCGCCCACCCCGAAGUCCUGCCCGUUUUGAUCAGUGAGAAGCAGAAGUCCGGACCGACGGCACGCAGUGGGACGUUUCUUCUGGAACACCCGGACUACAUCAACUUUUUUUCCCCACGUCUCCAUCCCUGCGCACGAUUCCCACAGAGGCGCGUUGUGGCUUUUCCUCCCCGGGGGGUUUGAAAUCGGAGUAGCGGAGCCGCGUCGGCGAUGCCUCAGCUCAGAGGAUCCUCCGUCCCUCGGGACAUUUAAGGACGUCCAGCUGUGUGUGUGAUUUCUCAUUUCUCUUUUUUGUCCCCCCCACCCGCCCCACCCGCCCCCUCCACAUACUUCCGUGACUGCAUGGAUUACAUUCACCAGCCGUAAACACCACCCGGGACUAAAAGUCGAGCCGUGACGCGCGUCCACCCAAAGCGCAGCGGCGUCUCCAAUGAAAUAUCUCCCUUCAGGAUCAGCAAGCACGCGCCUCGAGCUCCACGCGACCCCCAGCGACAGAACCGAGCCCCGUCCCGGUGCCGCGGUGUCUCUGUUGGCCCCUCUGGACCCACUCCGGCAGGCGAAGCGGCUUCCCAUCCGAGUCCUCAAGAUGCUGACGGCGCACACCGCGCACUUGCUGCACCCGGAAUAUUUGCAGCCCCUGACGCCCGCGCCCGUGAGCAUCGAGCUGGAUGCCAAGAAGAGUCCGCUGGCCCUGCUGGCUCAGACCUGCUCUCAGAUCGGUAAACCAGACCCUCCGUCCUCCUCCAAGCCGGCCUCCUCCAGCAGCCAGGGCGACAAGGAGCCCGGCGGCCGGCUGUCCGGCUCCGGCCUGAAGCACGGGGAGCUCCGCCCCUCCCCGGAGGACAAGUGUAGCUUCAAGCCCUACAGCAAAGGCGGGGGGGACUGUCGCAGAGACGGAGUCACCAGCAGCGGCGAUAAAGUCGGGUUCAGGGUGCCCGGCAAUAAUGUCGGAAACCCCGCCGGUGGCCAGCAGUCCUACCCGGCCCCCGCUGCCUCCCCCGGCUCCAGAGCCGGCAGCAGCACCCCCCCAGGGCACGCUCAGCACCACCGCCACAAACUGAGCCCGUCCCCUGGUGGACAGCCGCGCACUCGCACCCCCGGGGGAGAGGGCGCUUACGAGCAGGGCAGCCCCACCAGCACCACCGGCAGCAGUAACAGCGUUGCCAAAAAAGAGCCCGACGGCGACAAGGCCGGCCCGGACAGUCCGCACGACGCCAACUCCGGCCACGGCCGGGCCAUCACGAACUGCAGCAACGGCAGCUCCGACGGGCUCCAACCCGGAGGUGGGGGCAAAGCGGAGUCGGCGCACCCCAACAUGGCCCACGGGCGCAUCACGCCCAUUUCCCCCUACAAGGCCGGCCAGCUCUUCCCCCUGCCCUCCUCCGGCAUGGGCUACCACGGCUCCGUGGUGGGGGCGUACGCCGGCUACCCGUCUCCGUUCGCCCCCGGGAUGGAUCCGACCAAGUCGGGCCUGGGCAUGGGGGGGCCGGGAAAGCACCCGAGCUCCAGCCCUCUCACGGGCGCCUCCCCGCCGUCCUUCAUGCAGAGCUUAUGCAGGGACCCCUACUGCCUCAGCUUCCCCGGCGUGUCCCACCUCGGCGGCGGCGGCAACUGCAACUCCUGCAUCCACGACCCCUCCCCCGCCCUCAAGUCCAACUACCCCCCGCUGGUGUACCCGUCCCACCCGCUGCACUCCCUGCACCACCAAAGCUCCAUGUCGUCCAGCGUGUCCUCGUCCCUGUCGCAUCCGCUCUACACGUACGGCUUCAUGCUCCCCAACGACCCCCUGCCGCACGCCUGCAACUGGGUGUCGGCGGGGGGGCCGUGCGACAAGCGCUUCGCCGCGUCCGACGAGCUGCUGGCUCACCUGCGCACUCACACGGCGCUGCCCCUGGGGAUGGACGGUAAGAUGCUCUCCGUCUCCUCCUCCGGGCCGGCCUCCUGCCACCUCCACCUCCCCCACCAGAGCGGCGCGGGCGCCAUGCACAGCUCCCUGUCUCUCAGGGCGCCGCCGGGCCUGGGCUUAGCUCGCUAUCACCCCUACAACAAGGUCCAUCUGCCCCCCGGCCCGUCCUCCAUCUCCCUGCACUCUCUGCCCAGCACGGGGCCGUACUACCCCCACUACGCUCUCUACAGUCAAAGACUUGGAUCUGCAUCUGCUCUGGGCUACCAGUGAUACCCCCCCCCCCCCCAUUCCCCUCUCCCCACACUGACAUGUUCAGAGGGGACGAUCGGGAUUAUGGGAAAUGCACUUAUUCAAGUCGGAUUGGAAGAUUGAUGAUUGAUAAUCCUCUGG